AUGCGAAUUCAAAGACUUUCAAGAAACGUUUCAGCUGCCGUUUUAUCUACCAGUUCUAUUUCAACACAAGUUUCGGUUUUGAAAGAGCUGCUUGAAAAUGCCAUUGAUGCGGUGGACAAUAAAACGGAACUAGAUGCAGAUGCAUAUGCUCAGAUACAAAUUGAGUUAGAUAAGGACUCUGCGGGCUUGGAUUAUAUGCUGGUACGUGACAGUGGAGUUGGUGUCAGUAAAAACGAUCGAAAUUUGAUGUGUCUCAAUUGUACUACAUCAAAACUUCAUUCAGUAGACGAUUUGUCAAAAGGGGUAAAGACGUGUGGCUUUAGAGGUGAAGCACUAAAUCUAAUUGCCCGAAUAUCAGAUACUAUGGUUAUUAGUACGAAAACUGAAGAAGACACAUUAGUUGAAAGUUGGAGCGUAAAUAAAUCAGGUUUGCCGAAUACCGAUGCCAAAAUGGUUCCAGGCGCCAAUGGCACAUCCGUGAAAGUUACUGGACUUUUUCACUCCACUCCUGUCAGAUAUAAGUAUUUGAAAGAGCAAAGGAAACGUUUGCUGAAGGCAUUAGAUGAAGUUGUUUUGACUUUUGCCGUUAUAUAUAGAAAGAUCAGAUUUCAAAUCAUAUAUGUCAAGUUUAGUCCCAAUGGGAGAAUUACCUUAGUGGAGAAUAAGACGUUUUCUAACAAAUUCAAUAGAGAGCAUUUUUUUUACGAUGCAUUAGAUGUACGAAAAAAGGGUUGGCUUGAAAAUUCAGAUCUUGUUUUCGAAAUACAUAAUAUGACACAAGGAAGUCUUGCUAUUUUCGCAAACGUCCUUCUACCCACUAUGACAGCUGAUUUUCCCAUCAUCAAAAAUUCUUUAAAGAUUCUAGCUGUCAACUCAAGGCCACUUAAUCUCUCUUUGAGAGUCGGAAAGUUAAUUUUGAGAAUGAUUAACGAAAUAUAUACAAGGAAUGGUCUUCUUAAACCCUGCGUUUGGUAUAUCUCUUUAACAUUCCCUACGAACAGCGUUGAUUUUAAUAUAGAACCAGAAAAGUCUGACAUCAUUAUAGUUAACGAAGAAAAGGUGCUCGAAAGGUUAUCUGAAGAGUUGAACAAAACUGUAAGAAAACAACACAAACUUGAGAAUGAAGAUGCUUUGUGUGCUCCUUCAAAAAGCCACCAAGCUUUAGAAUCGCAAAUUGCUAAUAAUAACUCGAUUGAUCAUGGUAUAACAAUUACUCAGAAAACCAGUGAAAAUAAGCCCGAACGCCCGUCCACAUUUGAAGAACUGGCAGAGCAUUUUGUUCAAUCAGAUGAUGAAUCUUUGGUGAGAGAGCUGGAGUCAACGAUAAAAAGUGUUCAAAUGCAGGCCAUAGAUAAUGGAUUAUCUUUUGAUAACCGCAAUGAAUUAGAUAUUUUACUUCCGUGCUCUGGGAAGAUUGGACCGAACACAAAGUCUGACAUAACAGAGAAUAUGUGCCUUGAUUCAACUGUUCAACAGAAGAAAGAAAAACAUCACGGAAAAACCAUUAUAAAUAGAGACUGUAAUCAACAGGAAAAUAGAGAGGAUACGAUCCAUAGUAUUGAUGAUGGUCAUUUUGGUAACUUUGAUAUCAGUGAAGGUGAUGAUGCAGAAUGGUCUCAUACGAUCUAUAACACCACUCGACUGUCUUCUGAGUUGGACGUGCCGAGUAUUUCCUUAAACCCUAAUAAGGAGCUAUCUCACCAACUGACGGCUUCUGUCCAGAAUUCCAGUUCCUUGGCAAACUUUUCUUAUGAAACUCAUGACAGUAGCAAAUAUGAUGGAAGCACCCUAGUAGAGCCUUCGACUCUUUUGGCCAAGCCAUUACGAGAUGCAGCUUUUGUAAAAUCGCCAUCUCCCUUAUCCCAUGCAAACACGGGCAAAACCCCCAAAAAACAGACCUCCCUAACCUCUUUUGGAACAUAUAUUCUUAGAGAACCACUAAAAGCUUCCACAGACUCUUCUGUCAUCAGGCUGCCUAGAAUAACAGAAUGCUCGAAACAUACCAAAGGUAGUGUUGUAAAGGUACCAUUUGAUCUUACCUUAGACUCAAAAAAUCGGAUAAUACAAUUAGAAGAUGACGAAAACUGGACAGGAAGAGAAGGAAUUCCUUCGAGUACCAUUCUUGAGGGAGCCUCGAAAUUGUAUGAAUCUACUUCUUAUAAUCCAUCUAGAGUUAAGUUGUUGAGGGAAGUAGGUAUUUACCGGUACGCCUAA
Messenger RNA from Pichia kudriavzevii, 2214 nucleotides. RefSeq lists its product as uncharacterized. The coding region runs from base 1 to 2214 and encodes 737 amino acids. Gene Ontology annotation, biological process: mismatch repair. Gene Ontology annotation, cellular component: MutLalpha complex. Gene Ontology annotation, molecular function: ATP binding; ATP-dependent DNA damage sensor activity; mismatched DNA binding. The record is from RefSeq and is a predicted model, not a curated record. Lineage: Eukaryota; Fungi; Ascomycota; Pichiomycetes; Pichiales; Pichiaceae. The transcript has a single exon.